Neofelis nebulosa (Clouded leopard) is the source of this 1871-nucleotide messenger RNA. It is a transcript of the gene PCYT1B, whose product is annotated as phosphate cytidylyltransferase 1B, choline. The record is from RefSeq and is a predicted model, not a curated record. The transcript has 9 exons. Gene Ontology annotation, biological process: CDP-choline pathway. Gene Ontology annotation, molecular function: choline-phosphate cytidylyltransferase activity; phosphatidylcholine binding. Bases 233 to 1429 code for a protein of 398 amino acids. Lineage: Eukaryota; Metazoa; Chordata; Mammalia; Carnivora; Felidae.
CGUCUGGUUGUUAUAGUGAUAAACUGAGGCCUUGCCUUUUGGCUUCUCGGGGAAGGAAACGGGAGGGUGUGUGUGUGGGGGGGUAACCUCUUCACUUCCCCCAGGGAAGACAGAAAGAAGGGGCGAAGAAGGGGGAUGGGUGAAGAAGAGAAAAAUACGUGACAAAGAAAACAUUCUCUGCCUGGAAGGAGACUCACAGAGGGUGUAGAGCUGGAGGGAGCAUUCACUGGCCAUGCCAGUACUUACCACUGAUGCUGAGUCAGAAACAGGUAUCCCAAAAUCCCUUUCCAAUGAGCCUCCCUCAGAAACCAUGGAGGAAAUAGAGCACACAUGCCCACAGCCUCGACUGGCAGUCCAUUGUGUCCUUUUUGAGGCCCCUCUAUCCGAAUGGCCUAAGAAUCCAGAAAGUUUCCUCAGUUCAAAGGGAGCCAGAAAGACCCUGACUGCACCUGCCCCAUUUGCAGAUGAAACCAGCUGCCAAUGCCAAGCACCCCAUGAAAAACUGACCAUUGCUCAGGCCCGCUUAGGAACACCAGUUGACAGGCCUGUCAGAGUUUAUGCCGAUGGAAUAUUUGACCUCUUCCACUCAGGUCACGCAAGGGCACUUAUGCAAGCAAAAACACUGUUUCCCAACAGCUACUUGUUGGUUGGAGUUUGCAGUGAUGACCUCACCCACAAAUUCAAAGGUUUCACUGUGAUGAACGAAGCAGAGAGAUAUGAAGCCCUCAGACACUGUCGCUAUGUGGACGAAGUCAUUAGAGAUGCUCCAUGGACCCUCACUCCAGAGUUUCUGGAAAAACACAAGAUUGACUUUGUGGCCCAUGAUGACAUUCCCUACUCUUCUGCCGGCUCUGACGAUGUUUACAAGCAUAUCAAAGAAGCCGGAAUGUUUGUUCCAACACAGAGAACGGAAGGCAUCUCAACAUCAGACAUUAUCACCAGGAUUGUCCGUGACUAUGAUGUUUAUGCCCGACGCAACCUCCAGAGAGGGUACACAGCCAAGGAACUAAAUGUCAGCUUUAUAAAUGAGAAGAAGUACCGCUUCCAAAACCAGGUAGACAAGAUGAAGGAAAAGGUCAAGAACGUGGAGGAAAGAUCAAAAGAAUUUGUCAACAGAGUAGAAGAAAAAAGUCAUGAUCUAAUUCAAAAGUGGGAAGAGAAGUCAAGGGAAUUCAUUGGCAACUUCCUGGAGCUGUUUGGGCCUGACGGUGCAUGGAAGCAGAUGUUCCAGGAGAGGAGUAGCCGGAUGCUGCAGGCCUUGUCCCCGAAGCAGAGCCCAGUGAGCAGCCCCACCAGGAGCCGGUCCCCGUCCCGCUCCCCGUCACCCACCUUCUCUUGGCUCCCAAACAAAACCUCACCCCCCUCCUCACCCAAAGCAGCCUCAGCCUCCAUCAGCAGCAUGAGUGAGGGGGAUGAGGAUGAGAAGUAAAGGCUGCUGGCAGAUGAGAGCCACCCCGCGCGGGCUGGAGUGGGGGCGGGGUCACCGGGCUUGCCUGGGUGGGGUUGGAAGGGUCACAGUCGCAGGGGCAGCGGCUCAGCUAAGGUAAGGCCUGGGGACCAGCUCUCCCCCAGUCUCCACUCAGCCUAACAUGUGGGCUCUGCAUGGAGGUUUCUAGCCGGACAACCUUUACAAACCUUCUUAGCAGCAUCCAGAAUCACUCUACUUUAACCUUGCUAAGGAAAGAUGCAGAGCACCCCCAGGAGACUUGCACCCAGUGGGGUGUCUUCUGCUUUGGUCCUUCCACCCGCCCCCACCAAGUUCACCACCCGUGGAAGCGGCCAUUCCCUCAAUCCGCUACUUGCAGCUCACAAGGGCCCUGCACGUUGCCUCCUCCUACCCAAGCUCUGCCAGAAUAAAAUGGUUUCCCAUA